AUUCCAUGUCUCACUCUUUAUUCAGUCUUCACCAACUAACUAAACCCUAAUUCAACAUAUCUCCCUCACAACCGUUCUCUUGUUCUUCAUUAAACCAAACAUUCUUUUUCUUUUUUUUUAUAAAAAAAAAAUGAAACAACUGUCGACAAAAGUGACAAGCAAUGCUCAUGGACAAGACUCUUCCUACUUCUUGGGAUGGGAAGAAUACGAGAAGAACCCUUACAACGAAAUCAAGAACCCUAAUGGGAUUAUUCAAAUGGGUCUUGCCGAAAAUCAGCUAUGUUUUGAUCUCAUAGAGACAUGGUUAGCUAAGAAUCCGGACGCAGCCGGACUCAAGAAAGACGGCCAAUCCAUUUUCAAAGAGCUUGCUCUCUUCCAAGACUAUCAUGGCCUACCUGAAUUCAAGAAAGCUUUGGCAGAGUUUAUGGAGGAAAUAAGAGGAAAUAGAGUAACAUUUGAUCCCAGCAAGAUUGUCCUAGCUGCUGGUUCAACCUCUGCCAACGAAACUCUCAUGUUUUGUCUCGCCGAACCCGGGGAUGCUUUCCUUUUACCAACUCCUUACUACCCAGGAUUCGAUAGAGAUUUGAAAUGGAGAACGGGAGCAGAGAUCGUACCUAUUCAUUGCUCAAGCUCUAAUGGGUUCCAAAUAACAGAGUCAGCUCUUCAACAAGCUUAUCAGCAAGCUCAAAAGCUUGAUCUUAAGGUCAAAGGAGUUCUUGUUACCAACCCGUCUAACCCUCUUGGCACAAUGUUGACCAGAAGAGAACUUAACCUUCUCGUUGACUUCAUUUCUUCCAAAAACAUUCAUCUCAUAAGCGACGAGAUCUAUUCAGGUACUGUUUUUGGGUUUGAACAGUUUGUUAGUGUCAUGGAUGUCUUAAAAGACAAGAACCUUGAGAACAGCGAAGUCUCCAAGCGGGUUCACGUUGUUUAUAGUCUUUCCAAAGAUCUCGGUUUACCGGGUUUUCGCGUUGGAGCAAUAUAUUCCAACGACGAAAUGGUUGUUUCCGCUGCCACAAAAAUGUCAAGUUUCGGCCUCGUGUCUUCUCAAACACAGUACCUUCUCUCUGCAUUGCUUUCCGACAAGAAGUUCACAAGUACAUACCUCAACGAAAACCAGAAAAGACUCAAGAUUCGUCAGAAGCAACUCGUGUCCGGUCUAGAAGCUGCAGGGGUUACUUGUCUUAAAAGCAACGCGGGUUUGUUCUGUUGGGUUGACAUGAGACAUCUCUUGGACACAAACACAUUCGAAGCAGAGCUUGAGCUAUGGAAGAAGAUUGUAUAUGAAGUCAAGCUGAAUAUUUCACCCGGUUCAUCGUGCCAUUGUACUGAACCGGGUUGGUUUAGGGUUUGUUUCGCCAACAUGAGUGAAGAUACGCUUGAUUUGGCGAUGAAGAGGCUCAAAGAGUACGUAGAGUCAACAGAUAGUAGAAGAGUGAUUUCAAAAAGCAGUCAUGAAAGGAUCAAGAGUUUGAGGAAGAGAACUGUCUCUAACUGGGUUUUCCGGGUUUCAUGGACCGACCGUGUACCUGAUGAACGAUGAAAAUAAAUUCAUCGUCCCAAG
Messenger RNA from Arabidopsis arenosa, 1564 nucleotides. NCBI's taxonomy places the organism in Eukaryota, Viridiplantae, Streptophyta, Magnoliopsida, Brassicales, Brassicaceae. The record is from the annotation of a GenBank genome assembly.